This is a messenger RNA of Lagopus muta (rock ptarmigan), 1115 nucleotides long. Its product is annotated as sodium/glucose cotransporter 2-like. Lineage: Eukaryota; Metazoa; Chordata; Aves; Galliformes; Phasianidae. The record is from RefSeq and is a predicted model, not a curated record. Gene Ontology annotation, molecular function: D-glucose:sodium symporter activity. The annotation marks the transcript as partial. The transcript is spliced from 7 exons. Gene Ontology annotation, cellular component: plasma membrane. Gene Ontology annotation, biological process: sodium ion transport; transmembrane transport.
GCCCUACGGCAGCUGUGGGGCAGAGGUGUGGGGCAGAGCUGUGGGGCAGAGGUGUGGGGCAGAGGUGUGGGGCGGCCCCACAAUGAGCGUGGCUGUGGAUCCUUGGGAUCUGGGGGUCCUGGGGGGGUAUUUCGUCUGCGUCUUCGCUGUGGGAUUGUGGUCCCUCAGGCGCAGCACCCGCAGCUCCAUCAGCGGAUAUUUCCUGGCCGGGAGGAGAAUGGGAUGGGCGGCAGUCGGCUCGUCGCUCUUCGCCUCCAACAUCGGUUCCGGCCAUUUUGUCGGCCUGGCCGGGACGGCGGCGGCCAACGGCAUCGCGGUCGGGGGAUUCGAGUGGCACGCGAUGUUUAUGGUGCUGCUGCUGGGUUGGAUCUUCGUCCCCAUCUACAUCAGGGCUGGGGUCACCACGAUGCCCCAAUACCUGCGCAAACGCUUUGGCGGCGCCCGCAUCCAAAUCUGCCUCUCGCUGCUGUCGCUGCUGCUCUACGUCACCACCAAGAUCUCCGUGGAUCUGUUCUCGGGCGCCGUGUUCCUGCAGGCGGCGCUGGGCCUGGAGCUGUACGGAGCCGUGGGGGCGCUGCUGGGGGUCACCGCCGUGUACACCAUCACUGGCGGGCUGACAGCCCUGAUGUACGCUGACAUGGUGCAGAGCGCCGUCAUGGUGGGCGGAGCCUCCGUGCUGGCGGGAUACGGUUCGUACUGGUCCAUACUGGUCCAUACUGGUCCUUACUGGUCCAUACUGGUCCAUACUGGUCCUUACUGGUCCUUACUGGUCCAUACUGGUCCAUACUGGUCCUUACUGGUCCUUACUGGUCCAUACUGGUCCUUACUGGUCCUUACUGGCCCUUACUGGUCCAUGCUGGUCCAUACUGGUCCAUACUGGUCCAUACUGGUCCAUACUGGUCCUUACUGGUCCAUGCUGGUCCAUACUGGUCCAUACUGGUCCUUACUGGUCCAUGCUGGUCCAUACUGGUCCAUACUGGUCCUUACUGAUCCAUACUGGUCCAUACUGGUCCAUGCUGGUCCGUACUGGUCCAUACUGGUCCAUACUGGUCCUUACUGGUCCUUACUGGUCCUUACUGGUCCAUACUGGUCCAUACUGGUCCAUACUGGUCCAU